Molecule: messenger RNA, 531 nt
Organism: Heterobasidion irregulare TC 32-1
Lineage: Eukaryota; Fungi; Basidiomycota; Agaricomycetes; Russulales; Bondarzewiaceae
Exons: 2
Coding region: 1-531 (176 amino acids)
Source: RefSeq, a predicted model, not a curated record
AUGACCGCGCGAGGCAGUACACUCAUAGAUCAUGGAUCACACGGUGAAGACAACAACACAGUGGCCGGGGGCGGGAUGCACGCGGGACGUGCGAUGAAGCCAGUCCCAAUGGGGCGCGACGAGCCCAGGGCCGAUGCGCGGCUACAGACAGACGAUAGAGAGCUCGAACCAGCAACAACGCUCUCGACUAGGAUCCGCCCCCGGAAGCGCAACCCGGAGCGCCGAUCGUCGUGUCGCGAGCGGGAUCCGCACGGACGACGGCUAGCGGGAGCACCGGCGGAGGGCGCGGGGAUGAGACAGGCGGGCGCAGAUCGGGCCCAGCUGCAUCCGGACGACGCUAGCCGCCGUCUGUUGCGCGCGAUCCGGCGGCGUCACUUCCGCUGCUCGCGAUGGUGCAUAUAUGCGCCGAAAGAGAACGAGAGGAGGGACGAGGGUGGAUUGAAUAGACAUAGCGGUCUCAUUUUGAACGCGUGGGGCAGACAAAAUCACCGUGCAUCGGCUGGACCUAAUGCGUCUGCCCUCGCAAGAUGA